Adelges cooleyi (spruce gall adelgid) is the source of this 899-nucleotide messenger RNA. RefSeq lists its product as uncharacterized. NCBI's taxonomy places the organism in Eukaryota, Metazoa, Arthropoda, Insecta, Hemiptera, Adelgidae. The record is from RefSeq and is a predicted model, not a curated record. The transcript is spliced from 5 exons. Bases 229 to 804 code for a protein of 191 amino acids.
AUGUUUACAUUGUUUUAAUCAAAGUCGCAUACUACGUGCAAGUUAUUUGCUACAUCACUCGCCACGCUACACGCCACGUUAUAGAAAGUCUUGCGGUAAAUCAAUAAGAUACAACACUGCCAUUAAAUUUCCAAAUCGACACAAGUACUAUUAGGUAUUGAAUAGUUUCAAAAGAUUGAUCAAAUAAUUGAUUAUUUUCAAUCCAAGAAUAUCGUUUGAAAAUUUAAAAUGUAUUCCAAACAUUUCAUACCGUUUUUCUGCGUGGCAUUAUACUUUUUGCAAUGUCAGGGUGCUCUUCCAAAUUUUGAACAACUUGAUGCUAUAAAUGAAAUAAUCAGGGAUUAUUUAUAUCCUGAGGGCAUAGUCGAUGAAGAAAAUCGGACCACUAACUUGAUAGGUCUAAGAGAUAUCAUUGAAAAGGUAGGACGGCGAAUCGGAGGAAACAAAGAAAUUCCCACUGUUGAUGAAUUGAAAACCAUAGGAUCAAGAUUUACAUACACAUUGUGGGAAGUUAAAAGAUACGUUGCAAAAUUCGUAGAUUGUGAAGAAUUAACCAAGGAAAUGGAGCCAAAGGUACGUUCUCUGUUCGAAUCGUUCAACCGGCCAAAUGGCAUAUACUUUCAAGAAUUAGAUAAUCUACUAACACGAUUAUGGACGGCUUAUCGGAAUCCGGAUGGCAAAUAUCCAUAUCAUAAGGAACCGAAAACAGCAAUACCGUACAAAAUGGCCAGAUCGGAAUACAAGUUUACCAGGGACGAAGUUACAACCAUCGUCACUGAUUUUUUCUUUCCUGGAUUUUUUUGAUAUAUUUAUUAUUUUUUAAUUAUAUAUGUUUAAACAUGUAGUUUGUCACAUAAAAAUGAUGUUUUGAUGAAAUAAUAAAUCACUUUGCUCUUAUA